Messenger RNA from Gadus chalcogrammus (walleye pollock), 3390 nucleotides. RefSeq names its product multidrug resistance-associated protein 1-like. The record is from RefSeq and is a predicted model, not a curated record. Bases 1815 to 3026 code for a protein of 403 amino acids. Gene Ontology annotation, cellular component: membrane. The transcript is spliced from 9 exons. Gene Ontology annotation, molecular function: ATP binding; ATPase-coupled transmembrane transporter activity. Gene Ontology annotation, biological process: transmembrane transport. NCBI's taxonomy places the organism in Eukaryota, Metazoa, Chordata, Actinopteri, Gadiformes, Gadidae.
CAGGAAGGAGGUAAAUGUUUUGGUUGUUGCUUGAUAUCAAAGAGAACAUACUAGGCCAACCUUACCUUUCUGAGAGAUUUUUUUAAAACCAGUGAAACCAUUUCCUCUUCCUUCUACUAAAUUAUAAUUCCCCAAAUGAAAACAGUACACACUGGAACUAAGAUGCUCCCGUCCGGGUUUUAAGCCUUGGAUGAAUGUUCUGUAAAUCCAGAACCAACACAGAUCCAUUUCCUGAACAAGACAGUUCUGAGAUGAAUUAGUGUGUCACCAUGUCGCCAUGGCACCAGAUGCACCUGGUGUGUUCAUGCCUGUAUUUCUGCUGAGGGCUUUGCAAUCAGCGCUGCUUUCUUGCGUGAAGACCUCAUUGUACAAGGUGACCCUGAGACUGCUCAGGACUUAGAACAGACUGACAAUAGCUCAUUCUACUCUGCAUCUUAAACACACUAAGAUUGCUAUGCUGGUAUAAGUAGAGACAAUAAGGCAGGCGAUGGACACAAGGUCCAGCCUAAUUUGGUGGAGCAGCUAAACCACUGGAAAGUCAUGUCCAAAGCCAAGAGCAUCGGCAGUCACACAACAGGGCUGGGUAUGCUCCCGUGCCAGCCUCAGGCAGGGUACGUACCUACAGUCUUUACUAUUGUCUUUGGAGCAGAAACAUAGCCUGUUACAAUUCAAUAGGCUGUCACAGAUCUAUAGCCUGUUACAGUUCAAUAGGCUGUUCGAUUUCUGUAGCAUGUAGCAGUUUACAAAGCUGAAGACGAUAUGAGAAACAAGGUAGAAUCUGUGAUUCUGUGCUUCUGCAGAACAAUUAGUGAAGUCAGCAAUCGUCAAUGACUCAAUUCCAGUUGAGGCAAGAACAACUUAGGAGUUCAGAGCUCUGCCGAGGUGAUCACUGAUGAGUAUCGCCCUAUCGCUGUUCAUCGGUGCCUCAUGGGAGAUUCAAAUUUCCCACAAUUCCACACUUGGAACCCUUACAAAAAUGUAAGGGAGUGCCAAAUUUAAAUUAAAAAACCGUCAAAGGCAAAGUUUAAUAACCCUGCAACAUUUAGCUGAAGCAUUUUAUUACAAAACCUGGAUCACGGGAUAAGGGUCCUGUAAAUGCCCUGACCUCAUCUUUCUGCGUUAUCACCAUGAAUAAGGACCAUGGCAACAACCCAAUCGGCAUGACAACAACCCUGUCAGCACGGCAACGUUGAUGAAAGCAGUGGCACCGGGACCACUCUUAUUAAAGUAUCACGUUUGCAAUCGCAAUGUGAAACCGGACUGUAGUUUAUACUGAAUAUCGUAUCCCUUUACCAACACAUUAUGAAUUACAUUAUAAUGAAUAUACGAUUCAAAUUCAUUCCAAAACAAAAAGUAGUUUUAAUCUGAAGAUUGGAGGCAUGUUUUAUCUUCAGAGUACAGGAGCCCUCCCUCUCCUCCAUCUCACACCCCCUCGCCACUAUGCCCCACGGUAAAAAUAGCCCCCUGACCGCUUUCCAAAUAACCUGUCUGUGAUAGUUCACCGUAAUAACCCGAGCCAGGGGCGAGGAACAAGAUAAACAGUGAGCAAAUUGUGCAAGAAAGGCUUUAGUGUUUGUGUGACAAGUCAGAUUUCUUUAGAUAAAGUGUUGUGUACACCUGCGACCGGCCCUGCAGCGGACCGCAGGAAUCAGACGGCCGUGUGAGAGCCUCCCACGCAGGGACUCUCAAGUCAUUCAGGAGCUGGGGGGAUUCGGUUCCAGCGUUGCCCUUUGAGAGAACAGUAGCACGGACCUACAGCGGGUACAAGACGCUGCUUUCAUUACGUAUAUCGUGACAUUAGGAUCGAAUCGCCAAUGCUACGUUUGUGUCCGGACUGGAACCGCACAUGGUACACGGCCAGCCCCGACCUCACCCACUGUUUCCAGAACACGGUGCUGGUGUGGGUGCCCUGUGUGUACCUCUGGCUGCUGGCCCCCUUCUACUGCCUGCACCUCUACUGCCAUGGCAACGGACGCAUCCGCAUCUCCUGCCUCUGCACCGCCAAGAUGGUGCUGGGCUUCCUGCUGGCCUCCUUCGGCUUUGUGGAGUUCUUCUACAUCCUGCUGGAGCGGAGCGGGGAGAUCCACCAGCACAUGGUGUUCCUGCUCAGCCCCAUCGUGCGCAGCGUGACCGUGAUCCUGGCCUUAUUCAUCAUCCAGCUAGAGCGGCUGCGAGGAUGUCGUUCCUCCGUGUUCCUCUUCCUCUUCUGGGUCCUGGCCGUGGUCUGUUCCCUGGUCCCACUCAGAGCCAAGAUCCAGUUGGCAGUGGACGAGGGCAUCGGCUCCGACGUGGUGCGCUUCCUGGCCUUCUUCUCCUACUUCACCCUGCAGCUGGCCCAGCUCGUCCUGGUCUGCUUCGCUGACCAGCGCUCCGAGGGGAAGACCGGAUCGGAGAAGAACCCCUGUCCCGUGAAGGAUGCCUCGUUCCUGUCCAAGAUCCUCUUCUGGUGGUUCACCGGUCUGGUGGUGAAGGGGUAUCGCUCGCCCCUGGAGGCCGACGACCUGUGGCACCUGAGGGACGAGGACAGCUCCGAUAAGAUCCUCUCCGACCUGGAGAAGGAGUGGAACGCCGAGUGCGCCCGCAUUCAAAAGCAGGAGAAGGUCCUGGCCUCGGGGACCGCCCUGGGGGCCAAGCUGCCCGACCAGGCGCAGCUCCUCCGGAAGCUGCAGCGGGAGCAGAGCUCCGGCUUCUUCCUACUCCGCACGCUGACGCGCAAGUUCGGCCCGUACUUCCUGACCGGGACGCUGUGCAUCGUGUUCCACGACGCCUUCAUGUUCGCCAUCCCGCAGGUGCUCAGCCUGCUGCUGGGCUUCAUGAGGGACGACGAGGCGCCUCUCUGGAAGGGCUACUUCUACGCCACGCUCAUCUUCCUGCUGUCCUGCCUGCAGUCGCUCUUCAACCACCAGUACAUGUACACCUGCUUCACCGUGGGCAUGCGCGUCAAGACCGCCGUCAUGGGCCUCGUCUACAGGAAGGUGGGUGUCUCUCGCCCAAACAACCACAUAGACGUAGAACAUAGAAAAUAACAUAAAAAUUAAUAGAAAGGUGGACAUUGUCUACUUUAUUGUGCUUACAAUAAAGCCCUAAACCAUAACCCUGAUAUCCCAACUAACCGUUGCACAAACCAUGGACUUUAUCUUAGACUUUUAGAUUUGUAUAUUGUAUUUUCUAUAUUUUAUUCUCUGAUUCUUACUGUGAUAUCCAGUUAACGUUGUGUUCUGUAUUGGUAUAUUUUGUAGAUUUGAUGCUCUGGUUCUUAUUUUAGUAUCCAGUACACUUCUGUAUUGGUGUAUUUUGUACUUUAAUACCCACUCUCAAGGCCAUACCUCUGUUACCUUGUGCUGGGGUGUUAACCCGUGUCUCUGGUUGCUCACCGUGGUGAGGUGUUAA